Lolium rigidum is the source of this 1626-nucleotide messenger RNA. Its product is annotated as UDP-glycosyltransferase 82A1-like. Lineage: Eukaryota; Viridiplantae; Streptophyta; Magnoliopsida; Poales; Poaceae. The transcript has 2 exons. The coding region runs from base 1 to 1539 and encodes 512 amino acids. The record is from RefSeq and is a predicted model, not a curated record. Gene Ontology annotation, molecular function: UDP-glycosyltransferase activity.
AUGGGUGCCGAGGCUGCCGUCCAGCUCCCCGCCGUGGUCCUCGUGCCAUUCCCGGCUCAAGGCCAUGUCACGCCCAUGCUGCACCUGGCGCGCGCCCUCGCCGCGCACGGCGUCGCGGCCACGGUCGCCGUGCCGGACUUCAUCCACCGGCGCAUCGCGGGGACGAAGACCGACGCCGACGUCAGCGACGGCGUGGCUCUGGCUUCCAUCCCCAGUGGCGUCACGGACGUCGACGGUGGCGACCCGCCGGGGUUCGCCGACUUCGGGCACGCCAUGGAGCACCACAUGCCGGGUCACCUAGAGCGCCUGCUGACGCGGGCGCACGCCGCCACGGGCUGCCGCGUCGCCUGCGUCGUGGUCGACGUGCUGGCGUCAUGGGCCGUUCCCGUGGCCGAGCGGUGCGGCGUGCCGGCGGCGGGGUUCUGGCCCGCGAUGCUCGCGAGCUACCGCGUUGUAGCCGCCAUCCCGGAGCUAAUGGAGAAGGGGCUCAUCUCGGAAUCUGGCACGCCUCGAUCAUCCCCAAAUCAGUUCGACGACGAUGGGUUCGGCCAGGACCAGAUGAUCCGAGCCCUCAAGAUCCUGCCGGCACAGGUCGAGCUGAAGGACGAAGAGUUGCCAUGGCUCGUGGGCGACUCGGCCACCCAGAAAUCGAGGUUCGCGUUCUGGCUCCGGGCCCUGCAGCGCGCGAGGAGCUUCCGUUCGGUCCUCGUCAACUCCUUCCCAGGCGAAGCCGGCGCCGCCGCCGCCACCGACGAUGACAAUGACAAUGACGGCCACCCAGCGCGUCAGAGCCCGCGGGUCCUCCCUGUUGGGCCGUUGCUAGCGGGCGGCGGGGUCAGCACCGUCAUCGAGAUCAUGAAAGGCGACGUCGCCGUGGCGCCGUGCAAGCAGCCCAGCAUGUGGCAGGCAGACUCGACGUGCGUCGGCUGGCUGGACAGGCAACGUGCGGGGUCAGUGGUGUAUGUCUCGUUCGGCAGCUGGGUCGGGCCGAUCGGGCAGGACAAGAUCCGGGAGCUCGCGCUGGGGCUGGAGGCCACGGGGCGGCCGUUCCUGUGGGCGCUCAAGAAGGACCCGUCGUGGCGCGCCGGGCUCCCCGACGGCUACGCCGAGAGGGUCGCCGUCGCCGGCCGCGGCAAGGUGGUGGACUGGGCGCCGCAGGAGGACGUGCUCGCGCACGGCUCCGUCGGCUGCUACCUCACGCACUGCGGCUGGAACUCCACCGUGGAGGCCAUACGGCACGGGGUGCGCCUCCUGUGCUGCCCUGUCGCCGGGGACCAGUUCAUCAACUGCGCGUACAUUGCCGGCGUGUGGGAGAUCGGGAUCAAGCUCGGCUGCAUGAGCAGAGACCAGGUGAGGGAGUGCAUCGACAGGAUCAUGGAUGGAAAAGAGGGGAGGCAUUUGCAGGAGAAGAUGAACGUGCUGAGGAAGAAAGUUGUGACGGCUGAGUACAGGAGUUUGGCACAGAGGAACGUCAAGUCCUUCGUCAACGAGAUCAACAAGGAUUACUCGUUGUUAACGCAGAUGUACAGCAUAUUGUAGCGAUCGAUUGUUCUUAGGUUAUGUCUAAACUAUCUUUUGGAAUCGGCUAGUUUAAGUUGCCUGGGUAGUUUUCUUCUUAACAUUUCA